This is a messenger RNA of Microsporum canis CBS 113480, 1068 nucleotides long. Its product is annotated as isopenicillin N acyltransferase. Bases 1 to 1068 code for a protein of 355 amino acids. The transcript is spliced from 4 exons. Lineage: Eukaryota; Fungi; Ascomycota; Eurotiomycetes; Onygenales; Arthrodermataceae. The record is from RefSeq and is a predicted model, not a curated record.
AUGCGCUCUAUUGUCUGUCGCGGAAGCCCAUACGAUAUAGGGCGACAACAUGGAGAGCAGGCCUCUAAAGAAGUACACGGAAGCAUAGAUUUCUACAAGACCUUUCUCAAGAAGAAUUCUUCCAUGGGAUGGGCUGAAGUAUGUCGAGCAGCUGUCAAGUUUCUCCCAUUGCUGGAGACGAGGUUCCCAAACUAUAUGCAGGAGAUACGAGGAAUCGCCCAAGGAGCCGGCGUUGACGUGAAAUCCAUCCUUGCGUUGAAUGUGCGCACCGAGAUUGCAUUUGGCAUGUCCAACGAUGGGUGCACAGCUUUCUCAUGGACUGGUUCACACGAGAGCUUCAUUGCCCAGAACUGGGAUUGGGAGGAUGAGCAAGCGCCGAAUCUCAUUUCUUUGCACAUAACCUCGUUGGAUCCACUGAAGCCAUAUAUUCAUAUGAUCACUGAGGCUGGCAUCAUUGGCAAAAUCGGCCUGAAUUCAAGAGGCGUCGGGGUAACCCUCAACGCCAUCCAGGCAGAAGGUGUAGACUUCAAUCGGCUGCCCUGUCACAUUGCUCUUAGAUACGCGCUGGAGAGCCUUUCACGUGUCGAAGUUAUUGCAAAGCUGGGAAAAAUAGGCGUUGCGUCUGCAUGCCAUAUCACCGUCGCUGAUCGUACGGGAGGUACUGGUAUCGAAUGCUCUUCUAUGGACAUCGCAUGGCUCAACAUGGGUGACUCUAUAGAGAGUAGACCAGACGUCAUCACUCACACUAACCACUAUGUGCAUAACCACAAGGCUGGCUUGCAGUGUGAGAUGUAUAUGUCCGAUAGUGUGGCUCGUUUAGCGAGGCUUCAAGAACUGCUGGCACAGAGCGGGCCGAACCCAGAUCCAGAGAGAAUAGAUGAAAUUCUGAAGGACGAGCAUGGAUACCCGACUUCUAUAUGUCGGCAGGCAGAGGGAGACAACCCAACCUCCACGUUGUUUAGCAUCAUUAUGAACCUCAGGCAGCUAAAGGCCACAGUGAAGGUUGGAAGACCAGUCGAUCCCAAGGAGACGAUUGAACUGAAAACCUCAAUCAAUGCGUGUGGUUGA